AGACUCGAGAGGAGGCUUUGAAUGGACCAAAUGGGGAGAAGUGGAAGGCGAGUGAGGAUGAGCUGACCCGCUACAAGUCUAGGCUUGUGGCACGGGGGUUUCAGCAGACAAAGGGGAAGGACUAUGAUGAGGUGUUUGCUUCUGUGGGGAAAGGAACAACACUGAGGGUGCUGUUGGCGAUAGCUGCACUCCUGGGAUGGAAGAUACGACAGAUGGACAUUGUGACUGCCUUUCUUAAUGGGAUCAUUCUGGAGGAGGUGUACAUGAAGCAGCCAGAGGGGCUGGAUGAUGGGAGCGGCAGGGAGAAGGAUGAAAUCCUCAUGCUCUUGGUGUAUGUGGAUGAUAUCCUUCUCUUUUCUGCAUCCACUGCUUUGCUGGACAGCGCAGAGCAGAUGCUGGAGAUGCAGUUCAAGUGCUCCAAGAUGGGUGAGAUGAAGUACUACUUGGGGAUGCACGUGGAGAGAGAUGUGGAAAAGGGUGUGCUGAGGUUGCACCAGAGGAAGUACUGUGAGGGACUGGCUGAGAAGUAUGGGCUGCAAGAUGGGGGAAAGCCAGCAACACCACUACCUUCAGGGUUUACUGUGGAGCCAUGUGCUGAUGAGGAGGUAGUGGUGGGAUUGGAGUACAGUGGAGUGAGGCAGCGGUUGCAGAGAGGUGCUGCAGAUGUGAAGAGUGGAGAGAUGCUCUUGAGUUGCUAUACUGAUGCUAGCUUCAACUCAGUGAAAGCGGAUGGCACCAGCAUUGGGGGUUAUGUGUGCUUGCUAGGAGGUGGUGCUGUGAGUUGGCGCAGCAAGAAGCACAAUGAGGUGGGAUUGUCCUCAUGUGAGACUGAGUACAUGGCCUUACACCAUGGGGCCAAGGAAGUAGUGUGGCUAAGGCGUUUGUUGGAGGAGUUGGGAGUUGGUCAGGAGAAGCCGACAGUUGUGUUUUGUGACAAUGAGUCCGCUGUGAAGCUCGCCAAGAAUGCUUGUCUGCAUGGGCUGACAAAACACAUAAGGCCUAAGUGGCAUUGGGUGAGGAGACUCCUUGAUAAGGAGGUGCAGCUGGAGAUAGUGAAGACCCAUCAGCAGGCAGCAGAUAUUUUCACCAAGCGUCUGGCGGAGGCGGAUCAUUGGAAGGGCAUGAAGCUUGCUGGGAUGAGUGUGCAUUGAGUAUGCAUGCUUGAGAUGUUGGUAUGGUGGUUGAUGGUUGGCAGCCAGAGGGGGAGAUUGUUGUGUGAUGUCAUCAUAUGCUAUCACAUUCUGUCUGCCUCUCAUCUCUUGUUUCAAUUCGCAUGUGUGGUUUGAACGUGUGAAAGAAUUUGUGUGGUGUGUUCUGGAGUUUGGGAAUGUGUUUUGUGUUAUUUUUUGUUUGAGCAGGUAUUUCUGAUGAUAGAUCUUGAGAAGAUCUUUCCGACGCAACAAGAAUCGCUUCAAUCGGAGCAAGAACGCGAAAGCUAUGAAGAUUCAAAGUUCAUGAGCUUGCGUUACAAUUGCGGCGGUUACAAAGUGAAGUUGUGGGGUGACUUUAUAUGGAGUUGGGACCUUUGGGGGUUGGAGAAAUUUGUCACUCUACUGUAACAGCUGCAAAUUGGUUGGGAACAACCAAGCUAGGUUGGCAAGGGUGGCCAACUUGGUUGGAUUGGUUGGGAAGGGACAAAUGUCAAAAUUGGGGUUCCUAUAGGGAGGGAAUCUUUGUGUUUAUGGGGUUUCCUUGGUUGGGGACUCUCUUGGGACCUUCCCUCUCGUCCCUCUCUUUCUAUCCCAACCUUUCUCUUGCUCCUCUAAUUCCUUGUGAGAUUCUUGAACUUUGAUUGAACUCUUGAGAUUGAGUUAAGUUCUCCUCCUACAGCUUACCCCCUAGUGCGUCGAAAGCCAUAGCGUCGCCAAUACUUCAUU
This is a messenger RNA of Closterium sp. NIES-67, 1877 nucleotides long. The record is from the annotation of a GenBank genome assembly. NCBI's taxonomy places the organism in Eukaryota, Viridiplantae, Streptophyta, Zygnematophyceae, Desmidiales, Closteriaceae.